This is a messenger RNA of Rangifer tarandus platyrhynchus (Svalbard reindeer), 1602 nucleotides long. NCBI's taxonomy places the organism in Eukaryota, Metazoa, Chordata, Mammalia, Artiodactyla, Cervidae. The record is from the annotation of a GenBank genome assembly.
AUGCGGCUGGGCCGCCGGGCCCUCUGUGCGGCCGUCCUGCUGCUCGCCUGCGCCUCGCUGGGGCUCCUAUACGCGAGCACCCGGGGCGCGCCGGGCCUCCGGGGACCUCUUGCGCUGUGGACGCCCCUACAGGGCAAGCCCAGGCCAGAACUGCUAGGUCUUGUCCCUGAGCCCAGAUACGCACACAUCCCGGUCAGGAUCAAGGAGCAAGUGGUGGGGCUGCUGACUGCCAACAAUUGCAGUUGCGAGUCCAGUGAGGGGAGCCUUCACCUCCCCUUCCAGCGGCAGGUCCAAGCCUUUGACUUCACCAAGGCCUUUGACCCUGAGGAGCUGAGCAGUGUGUCUGCCUCGAGGGAGCAGGAGUUCCAGGCCUUCCUUUCAAGGAGCCGGUCUGCGGCCGACCAGCUGCUCAUAGCCCCUGCCAACUGCCCGCUGCGGUACCCCCUGCAGGGCGUGGAGGUCCAGCCCCUCAAGAGCAUCUUGGUGCCAGGACUGGGCCUGCAGGCCACUUCUGGUCAGGAGGUAUACCAGGUGAACCUGACUGCCUCCUUGGGCACCUGGGACGUGGCAGGGGAAGUAACCGGAGUGACUCUCACCGGGGAAGGGCAGCCAGAUCUCAGCCUCGCCAGCCCAGGGCUGGACCGACUCAAUCGGCAGCUGCAGCUGGUCACUUACAGCAGCCGAAGCUACCAGGCAAACACAGCAGACACAGUCCGGUUCUCCACCGAGGGACACGAAGCUGCCUUCACCAUCCGCAUAAGACACCCACCCAACCCUCGGCUGUACCCACCUGGGUCUCAACCCCAGGGAGCCCAGUACAACAUCAGCGCUCUGGUCACCAUCGCCACCAAGACCUUCCUUCGUUACAAUCGGUUACGGGCACUCAUCGCCAGCAUCCGCCGCUUCUACCCAACGGUCACAGUGGUGAUCGCCGAUGACAGCGACAAGCCAGAGAGCAUCAGAGGUCCCCACAUCGAGCACUAUCUCAUGCCUUUUGGCAAGGGCUGGUUCGCAGGCCGGAACCUGGCCAUAUCCCAAGUAACCACCAAGUACGUGCUGUGGGUGGACGAUGACUUCGUCUUCACGGCGCGGACGCGACUCGAGAGGCUUGUGGACGUGUUGGAGCGGACGCCGCUGGACCUGGUCGGGGGCGCGGUGCGCGAGAUCUCCGGCUUCGCCACCACCUACCGGCAGCUGCUGAGCGUGGAGCCCGGCGCGCCAGGCCGCGGGAACUGCCUCCGGCAGAAGCGCGGCUUCCACCACGAGCUCGUCGGCUUCCCGGGGUGCGUGGUCACCGACGGCGUGGUCAACUUCUUCCUGGCGCGCACUGACAAGGUGCGCGAGGUCGGCUUUGACCCGCGCCUCAGCCGCGUGGCGCACCUGGAAUUCUUCCUGGAUGGACUCGGUUCUCUUCAAGUGGGCUCCUGCUCAGACGUUGUUGUGGACCACGCAUCCAAGUUGAAGUUGCCUUGGACCUCAAGGGAUGCGAAGGCAGAGACUUACGCUCGCUACCGUUACCCAGGAUCGCUGGAUGAGAGUCAGGUGGCCAAACAUCGCCUGCUGUUCUUCAAACACCGGCUUCAGUGCAUGACCUCAGAGUGA